UUCUUCUUCCGCCCACUUUCCACUCGUUCUGAAGUGGAUUUCACGAGGAUUUGAGAUCCGGAUGGCUUCUUGAAACCCAAAGGCGGAGGAGGACAGAGAGAGAGGCGAACAAAAGCGGUGGUGCCGGCGGCAUGGAAGGAAGGGAUCGGGCCGAGAUCUUAGCACGGCCGAGAUUGAUGCUGGGUAUUUGAUGCCUUUCUUGCCCUCUCUUCGUGGUCUGGGGUUUAAAGCUUGUGUCUCUGAGGCCUUCAUUGUUUUUUUCCGCUUCAAAUUGAGAGGGAUUUGCAUCACUUUUGGUGUAUCUGAGGUCCUGUCAAGUUCCUCAACAUGUAACAGGACAAUAAAAUUAGGAGAAUAGGUUGUCAUUCCCAAACUCGGAAUCUCUGGUAUCUGCUGUUUGCAUAAUAGUGGGCUACCAAUUAUAUGCCUGUUGGAGGGGACUGUCUUUUGAGUUUGGGCUGGCUUAGAUGUCGUUCCGUAGCAUUGUUCGUGAUUUGAGAGAUGGCAUUGGCAGCUUAUCUCGCCGGGGCUUUGAGGUGAGGCUCUCAGGUCAUCACAGGGGGAGAUCUCAGGGUGCUGUGCACGAAGUGCAUGACCAUACUGUAGUAGUCCAGAGCAGCUGUUGGGCUAGUCUUCCUCCUGAACUACUUCGUGAUGUGAUCAAAAGGUUGGAGGAGAGUGAGAGUACUUGGCCUUCCCGCAAAAAUGUAGUUGCCUGUGCAGCUGUUUGUAGGUCAUGGAGGGAAAUGUGUAAAGAGAUUGUUAGAAGCCCAGAAUUUUGUGGAAAGCUUACUUUUCCAGUAUCCCUGAAGCAGCCUGGACCUCGAGAUGGCACUAUUCAAUGCUUUAUCAAGAGGGACAAAUCAACUCUAACUUAUCAUCUCUAUCUAUGCCUUAGCUCCGCUGUACUUGUUGAAAAUGGGAAGUUCCUCCUAUCAGCUAAAAGAACUCGCCGCACAACCUGUACAGAAUACGUAAUAUCUAUGGAUGCUGACAAUAUAUCAAGAUCAAACAACACUUACAUUGGGAAACUAAGGUCUAAUUUUCUUGGCACUAAGUUCCUAAUCUACGACAUCCAACCCCCACACAAUGGAGCAGCCCUCUCCCAACCAGGGAAAACAAGCAGGAGAUUUUACUCCAAGAAAGUGUCUCCUAAAGUUCCGUCUGGAAGCUACGUCAUAGCACAAGUGACAUACGAGCUGAACGUCCUGGGCACCCGGGGACCCAGGCGGAUGCACUGUAUCAUGCAUUCUAUUCCUGCCUCAGCCCUCGAUGCUGGAGGGACCGUCCCUGGUCAGCCCGAUCAUCUGCUCCCUCGCUCUUUGGAUGACUCCUUUCGCAGUAUGUCCUUCUCGAAGUCAUCCAUCAUGGACCGAUCCAUGGAUUUCAGCAGUUCUCGCUUCUCUGAGAUUGCCGGAGGACCCAGGGGUAUUGGUGAUGAGGAAGAUGAGGCUAAAGAGAGGCCUCUGAUCCUUCGGAACAAGGCCCCAAGAUGGCACGAGCAGUUGCAAUGCUGGUGCCUCAACUUCCGAGGUCGUGUGACCGUUGCAUCUGUCAAGAACUUCCAGCUUAUUGCUGCAACACAGCCUGCUGCGGGAGCUCCAACUCCGUCGCAGCCCGCACCACCAGAGCAUGAUAAGAUCUUACUGCAGUUUGGGAAGGUUGCCAAGGACAUGUUCACCAUGGAUUAUCGGUAUCCGCUGUCAGCCUUCCAGGCUUUUGCCAUCUGCUUGAGUAGCUUUGACACCAAGCUGGCUUGUGAAUAGAGCCGUUAGAAGAAUGCUGGAAAACUAAUAUGACGGUUAGAAAUUCUUGGUGUCUGUUUGCUAUUGAUGGCAGCUGUCGAUGCAUCAAUUUAACUUUCUACUGUGUUGCAGCAUUUAUUUGCCCUCUUAACCUCUCCCCCCACCCCCAACAAACCCCUCUUUUCUGUGUUUCUGUAACACGUUCUGUAUGAAAUAUUCCAUUGGAUGCCUCAUCGCAUUUUCUCUCUUUAAA
Messenger RNA from Elaeis guineensis (African oil palm), 1998 nucleotides. RefSeq names its product tubby-like F-box protein 14. NCBI's taxonomy places the organism in Eukaryota, Viridiplantae, Streptophyta, Magnoliopsida, Arecales, Arecaceae. Gene Ontology annotation, molecular function: protein binding. The record is from RefSeq and is a predicted model, not a curated record.